AUGGCUUCGUCUGGCCAUCCCUCGUUCCAAACUCGCUCCUCCUACGCAACCAGCAAGCUUCCUGACCGCUCAGGACUAAACCCAAAUCCCUUUGGGUCUGCAUCAGUGCUUUCGCGGCGAGACAGGGUUGGGGAUUUCAGCGGCGACACGGGAACCGGUGGUGGAGGUAUGGGACUGGGGAAGUCGACGACGCAUGGAUCAACAAUGGUACAGGGUCAUAAUCCGCAGCAACAUGGUGUGCAGUCGCAUCAGGGGAAUGCAGGCGGAUUGGGUGGAAUAGGGGCCGGUGGUCCCGGUGGAGGGAAUAAUAAUCCGCUCAAUGACCUUUCUGAGGAGCAGAGGGAGGAGAUCAAUGAAGCUUUCACGCUCUUCGACCUCGACCGCGAUCGUCACAUCGACUACCAUGAACUCCGCGUCGCCAUGCGCGCUCUCGGCUUCACACUCUCUAAACCCGACCUAAUCUCCCUCCUCACAACCUACGGCGUCCCCCGCCCCGCUGCCGCCGCCGCCAACCAACCCAAUCAACCGCAACAAUCCCGCCAGCCCCAAGCCGCGCAGCAACAACAACAACAGCAACAGCAACCCCCACCCCACCCGUCCUCAUUGCUCAUGCCACUUUCCUCCUUCCAAACCAUCACAGCGCGCAAGAUUCUCGAACGAGAUCCACGUGAGGAGAUCUUGCGUGCGUUUGAGCUGUUUGAUGAAGGCGCGAAGGGAUAUAUUGACCUUGAGGACUUGCGGCGCGUGGCGCGGGAGUUGGGAGAGACGGGGCUGGAGGAGGAGGAGUUGAGGGCGAUGAUUGAGGAGUUUGACCUGGAAGGGGUAGGUGGAGUGACGAGAGAAGGGUUUGUGGGGAUUUGUUUACAGUGA
Messenger RNA from Uncinocarpus reesii 1704, 870 nucleotides. RefSeq lists its product as uncharacterized. Bases 1 to 870 code for a protein of 289 amino acids. The transcript is spliced from 2 exons. Lineage: Eukaryota; Fungi; Ascomycota; Eurotiomycetes; Onygenales; Onygenaceae. The record is from RefSeq and is a predicted model, not a curated record. Gene Ontology annotation, biological process: spindle pole body duplication. Gene Ontology annotation, cellular component: mitotic spindle pole body; half bridge of spindle pole body. Gene Ontology annotation, molecular function: microtubule binding; calcium ion binding.